Molecule: messenger RNA, 3574 nt
Organism: Amoebophrya sp. A120
Lineage: Eukaryota; Dinophyceae; Syndiniales; Amoebophryaceae
Source: the annotation of a GenBank genome assembly
CAACUUCAUCCAUGACAUUACGGUUUCUCACAAAAACACUUCUAGCUGUUUUCUCUGUUUUCGCCCUCGUUUGGGCGCUGUGCUCCUGUUCUUGAAUUGUUGUGCUCAGAAGUUCUUGUGCAAAAAAAAACAAAACGAAAUUUGAUUUGUGUUGCUCUGUGCUACCCAUAUACUGGAGACAAAUCUCUUACUCUUUCUUUCCCGACCUUGCCGCCUCCUCGUUUCAACAAAGACAGUUUCACUUCUACACAUCCGCUGGCUACCGGGGUUUUGUGCUGGGAUAACGUCGCCGGGCUGCCGAGGUGGGCUGUUGCGGUGCGGUGCUGCUAAUCUCAUCCAUUCAGUCGCAAGAACUGGCUGUUGUUCUUUUCACAGUAACGCUCGCAACAUCGCAGUUCGUCUGCUGUCGCAAAGUAACCGCGGUUUUUUUUCACUGGCUACGUAAGAGUUCCUUGCUUUGCGACGCGUCCUGUCGUGUCCACUCCUCACCACACCUCCGAACAAGCGCGAUGAAGCGGGGUAGCACACAGCACCUGUUGUUCGAGCGGUUUAGCUCCUUAAUGUCGGCCACCUGCUCUGCGUUGGCCCUGGAUCUGGACCUGCUCGGGGAGCAGGACGCCAAGCUGAAACAGAUGCUGGCCUUGAAGUCGUCAGAGAUCGCGAUUCUGGCCCCGGCGCAAAUUUUGCAGCUGGUCAACGUGGUCAAGGAUGUCGCGGCUAAAUCGGGCAUCGAGCGCUACGUGCCGCAUCGGGUCACGGGAUGGCUGCAACAGGUACUAUUUGUUUGAUGGCACUGCGGAGGGAUCUACUGAUACUGUUCGGAUAUGCAUUAUCUGCAGCUUCGGUGGUUUUAUGGACCGAUGUUGACGACACGAAAAGACGACCUCCCGGGAUGAUAGGUUUAUCACUCAGUCAGUCCCUGCAGCUGCAGUGUGACAAAGGAUAUCACUUUUAUCACAAGAAAGAUGAACAAAACGAUGAAAACAGGCUGCGGACAAAAUUACUUCGGCGAUAUUGAUUGACGAUGAGGAGGAGGUGGCGAAGCCGGAACCCAACUCCCUCAAGCGUGUCGAGCGUAUUGAUCGUUUUUCGUGCCAGCCUAUCGGUCGUUUGACGUGACGGUCACGAUAACGACUGGUAACGAUGACAAUGAUGAAACGCAAAGAAAAAUGCAGGAGAUCAUAAGUAUAGAAACUGCCGGAUGAAAUGAAAAACAGGCUCCUACUGUCUGCUGGAAGGGCUCGGCGCGGAGGAGAUCGACGAAAUGGCUGCUAUGGUGAAUGAUUCGUACGAUUCCGACGAUCUUUGGGUCGCGUGAGUACGCAGUAAUAUCACCAAAGCAUUCAUCACGACAGCGGAGACCUGCUGCUGUGGCAGCUACUGACGUCGAAAACGGAAUUAGAAAAAGAAGCAACUUCAAGAGAUUAGGAUUCCACCUGUGUAACAGUAUAAUUGUCGAAGACUACAUCUAAUUACGUAAAGGAGCUUCAUCCUCCGAUUUUGUGCAGAAAACAGAACUUCAAAGAUGCUAAGGGCUGAUAUGAAUACUCAUGAUUUUCAGUGGUGCGUGGAGCGGCUACAAAAGACACCCUUCGAUGUUGUAGCAACAAUGCCAGCAAAAAAAUUCAAAAGUAACACAUUCCGACGUAGUAGAACUUCAAUUUUUCUGGGACUUUGAAAUUGCAACUUUUUGACAAUUCUGACCCCCACGCCGACAUUCUUUCGCCGGUUGAAAUCGUGACCGCCUCCUCCUCUACAUCGAUAGUUUAUUUAUUCCGAAGGAUUUUCAAUGAUUUUCAAGACGAUGAUUUGUUUCAAGAGCGAUAGGACACUAAAUUCUUCAUACAAGAGCUGAUACAUUAUUAUUAUUUAUGUAAAUUUGACAUCAACCACUGCGAAAGUUCAAGUCGUGCUACCUCGUUUAGUACCAAAAUAAAACGAGCUGUAACAAUAGACAAUAGAUUUGAUGCGCUCCAAAAAUCCUAUGAGACUGGAGCAGAGGUUUUAUCGGAUAUCCCCCGGCAUUGAAGAAACAGCAUCAUUUUCCUAGAAACCUAAAUUCAGAAGUUCAAUGUCAAAUGAGACGAGGAUAGGAUGAAGCUCAAGCUACCUCAACAAAAAAAUAUCUGAAGAGCUAUAUUUUUGAAAAGCUGCGGGAAAGUCUAAGCAGUGCCAAUCCUUACCCUUCAUUGUUGAAAAAAGGACUCGCUCCGUAAGACAACGGGCAUCUAUGUACAUUACGAUUUUUUAGUUCUCCACGCGGCUAUUUACUGCUACAAUCACUGCGAACAUCAACUAAUUGAAUUUGCUACCCUCAUAUGUUGGAAGUAUCUCGAGAGAAAAAGUCCCCCGGGAAAGGGAAUAAAGUAUUGAGGAUUCGACUUUUGGUUAGGAUGAUUCUACUGCUGGUUCUGGCUCUCGCACUACCUCUUCAGCGCGCAGCGACGGCAAAAACCCGCACUGAGCAGUAAACGAAGGCAAACCGCCGCAGCUGGACUCAUCGAAACAGAGCAGGCUCACCUUCCUGUCGUGCGAAGAGAGUAGAUAAUGUUAUGAACGAAAGUACUAGGCUAGUGUUUGUGUCAUCAAAAAUGUAUUGCUCUACUUUUUCAAGUAAUUUUCCUUUACUGAUUUUCAGAACUGCAUUCACGCUGAUGUCAUUGGAGCCAGAGAUGGUUGCAUUUAUCACCAUCAAGACCAUACUUUUUCAAAACUUUUAGCACGGAACUGAUGAAUUAAUAUCCUUGUCAUGGGACGCGGAGCAUUUGGUUGAUUGCAUAUCAACUCAGAUGCACUUUGAUAAAAUGGACGAGCCUGUUAGUCUUAGUUCGCGUUACCUGCGAAAAAUAAAUUGAUUCCUAUAUCACAGCAGCAACGCAGAACUCUACCGCUUUUUGCGAUGUGGAAAAAUUUGAAGAAUAUGUCAUGCACGUUCGAUAAUUUUCCUCUGUGGCAGCGCGAGCAUCUCUUUGUCUACGGUACGUAGAUGAAGCUGGAAUGCUUCGGGGGAAGAAGAAGAUGAAAUUUUGAAAAGCGACCACGGCACCUAUGCCCGGCAAUUCGUGGAAAGGCGAUUGUUUUUAGCUUUGCUUUCUUUGGACACCGCCAACAUAAUUGCUUUCCUGUCCGGCUUCGGAUUCACCUGAAGCCGGAUUUGGAUUGCAGUCCUGAAGUAGAUCUACAACUAUUCUGCAGGCAGUAGGCGGGGUCAGCGCCAGCCGCAAGUCCACCUGCCUGGACACGCAGCAGGCGCAGCUCAACUUGUACGAAGGCCUCACGCACUGGACUCUACGACAUUACUCCUCGAUAGGCACUUGUAGUUCUGGAAGCUCACCACAGACCGACCGCUUGCUACAGCAGCACAACACAUUACCGAUGUUGCGGGUAGCCAGCAGUCGGAUUUAUCAUUUUCAACUUUACUAAGUAGCUGUACCACAUAAAAAGAGAAUCAAAAUCAAAAUCCAGGAUUGAUGCGGUAUGAAUAAAAAGCAGCUCUUGUUGUGUACACAGGUGUGAAUAAGGACAAACAUGAAGCGAUUUCAGACGAUGUAGUUUCACGCGUUUUUGAAAUACG